Messenger RNA from Zea mays, 920 nucleotides. Its product is annotated as 30S ribosomal protein S20, chloroplastic-like. Gene Ontology annotation, cellular component: ribosome; small ribosomal subunit. Lineage: Eukaryota; Viridiplantae; Streptophyta; Magnoliopsida; Poales; Poaceae. The transcript is spliced from 3 exons. The record is from RefSeq and is marked validated. Gene Ontology annotation, biological process: translation. Gene Ontology annotation, molecular function: small ribosomal subunit rRNA binding; structural constituent of ribosome. The coding region runs from base 86 to 670 and encodes 194 amino acids.
CUUCAUACCUUGCUCGUCAGCCCGGAUAAGAUAACGCCCAUCUGCACGGGCCACGCGAAGCGUUCGAGCUCCUCCCACGGCAGCCAUGGUCACCGCCACCACCUCCCCGCUCUUCUCCCUCUCCUCCCUCCGCGCCUCCCUCCCUUCCCCCACCCGAUUUCACACGUCUCUCUCGCUCCGAGCCCUCUCCCCACGUGCUCGUCUCUCUGCCGCCCUCCCUUUCGCCUCCCCACUCGUUUCAGGCGGGUACGGGACCUGGGCGGCGACUUCAAUCUCGUCCGCGGGAAGGUUGAGACGGCGGGGGCUGGAGGUGGUGUGCGAGGCCACGACCGGGCGGCGGCCGGACUCGGUUAAGAAGAGGGAGCGCCAGAACGACAAGCACCGCAUCCGCAAUCACGCGCGCAAGGCCGAGAUGCGCACUAGGAUGAAAAAGGUCUUAAGAGCUCUUGAAAAGCUUAGGAAGAAACCUGACGCGCAGCCUGAAGAAAUAAUUGAGAUAGAGAAGCUGAUCGCUGAGGCAUACAAAGCCAUCGACAAGACGGUGAAGGUUGGCGCCAUGCAUAGGAACACGGCGAACCAUCGGAAGUCUCGACUGGCAAGGAGGAAGAAGGCCAUCGAGAUACUCCGUGGUUGGUAUGUCCCAAACGCUGAACCUGUCGCUGCCACCUAGGAUUCUUGAGAAAUCGCUAUCAUGUGUCAGCUUUUCAUUUUUGGGCGACUAUGCUAUUCACGGGUCUCAACAGCUUGCCAGGUUCUCUAUUGAAAUGGUCUGUUCAUACCUUUUCUGCUAUGCGUUUGCUCUGUACUAGCAGUUUGACUACUGGCUAGAAUGGGCAGCUCUUCUCCCCUGUUUCUGUUGUUAUUCGCCUCAACGUUGUAAAACUGAAUUCAGAAAAUUUUAAAUAUAGCUGUCAUCUGGU